Molecule: messenger RNA, 1369 nt
Organism: Syngnathoides biaculeatus (alligator pipefish)
Lineage: Eukaryota; Metazoa; Chordata; Actinopteri; Syngnathiformes; Syngnathidae
Gene: mettl1
Product: methyltransferase 1, tRNA methylguanosine
Exons: 6
Coding region: 150-881 (243 amino acids)
Biological process (GO): tRNA methylation; RNA (guanine-N7)-methylation
Cellular component (GO): tRNA methyltransferase complex
Molecular function (GO): tRNA (guanine(46)-N7)-methyltransferase activity
Source: RefSeq, a predicted model, not a curated record
ACAGUCGCUUAGCGAUGACGUCAAAUGCGCGACGCCGGUGUUUGGAAGAUGCAGACGGAAACGUGACACGAAAGUUGGGAGGGAGUUUCUCGUUUUAGAGAAUUAAUAACUGACGUGUUUUUGGAAAGAAUAUCUCUGUUGAAUCCAAAAUGAGUUCGUUAAUGCCGCAGAAGCGUUACUACAGACAGCGAGCACAUUCAAACCCGAUGGCACAUCAUACGUUUGAUUAUCCUGUGUGUCCAGAGGAGAUGGACUGGGUCUCGCUAUAUCCACAAUACUUCACAGGAGACCAGUCUCAGGAACGAACGACACAGGUUGAGUUUGCAGAUAUUGGGUGUGGAUACGGAGGACUUUUGGUGGAGUUAUCUCCACUCUUCCCAGACAAGCUCAUGCUGGGUCUGGAGAUCCGCGUGAAAGUGUCCGAUUAUGUCCAGGAUCGCAUCAAGUCUUUGCGUGAGGCCAGUCCACAAAGCUACCAGAACAUUGCUUGCAUUCGCAGCAAUGCCAUGAAGUAUCUUCCAAACUUCUUCAAGAAAGGACAGCUUAGUAAGAUGUUCUUCCUUUUCCCGGACCCUCAUUUUAAGAAGACGAAGCACAAAUGGAGGAUCAUCAGUCCCACGUUACUGGCAGAAUAUGCCUACACACUUAGGAUCGGGGGUUUGGUCUACACCAUCACAGAUGUGGAGGAGGUCCACCUUUGGAUGGUGAAGCACUUCAGUGAACAUCCGUUAUUUACACGGGUGCCAGAUGAAGAAUUGGUUGAUGAUGUCAUAAUUUCUCGUUUGGGUAUUUGCACAGAGGAAGGAAAGAAAGUGCAGCGAAAUGGGAAGAAAAACUUUCCUGCUAUUUUCCGCAGGAACGAAGAUCCAAGAUCAGACUGAACCUUUUAAUUUAAUUUCACGAAUCACAAUAAGACUUUUGCUGUUCUCAGUGCAACAUGGGGAUAAAACAUUUGUGUUGGAUAUCUCCUCCAGUUGUUGCUACACUGCACUGUUGUGAGCCUUCAGAUGUGCUAUUUGUAGUUUAAAAAAAAUAUAUAUUUUUUUCCCAAUGUUUUUAUGGUUUUCUUUUUUUCUUUGUAAACUAUUUUGUUGUGGUUUCCUGUAUCUCAUUUUGUAAAACUCAAUUACAAUCAUUGUAAUAGUCUUGUUAUACAGUGCGAACAAUAAAGAGAGCAGGAAAAAAAAAUCUUUCUCAAAAUAAUGUCAAAAUUUUCUUGGAUAAUUUCAGUGAGAAACAUCCAGCAAGCCCCUCUUUUGUCCAUACAUGGGACUUUUUUUUACUUUCAUCCUCUUUGUUUUCUUCAUUGGACCAAACUUACAGAUGGAAUCUAAGGCUGAGACAGGUUGGUUUAAUUGAGCAUGGGCAU